CUUCCCCAUCCCUGUCCUUGGCCCCCAGGCAGGCAUCUGCCUCCUUCCACCCCCUCCUCUGCCCGCCCCUGGACACCUGCCUUCUGCCCUAUCCCUACCUAACACUCGGGCUUCUGGCCAGUGAGCUAAUUUAUUUGUUUUGGUGUUGAUCACCCAUUUUUUAUGUCCACCCCAAGCAAGAAUGGGAACCCCUGAAAGCAGGGGCCUGUCCUGUUCACCCCAGGGCAGUGGCCCCUAAUUCGGGGCCUGUACUCAACUAAGUAUUUGCUGGAUGGAUGGACGGACGGAUGGAUGGCUGGGUGGAUGGGUGGGUAGGUGGAUGGGUGGGUGGGUGGAUGAGUGGAUGGAUGGAGCCUCCCUUCCCAGACGCAAACAGUUCCCACUCCCAGGACUGCUGCAGGGAAAACAAUUCAAAAAUGCCCACCCCACAGUGAUGAGCCACAUAGCACUCUGUACCUGGUUAAGAGUUGGGUCUGAUGGAUGGAGGAAUAGAGGGAUAGACGUGUGAUGACGCAAAAAGAGUGAAAGCGUUAACGGUAGAACCUAAGGGGUGGGCGUACUGGUGUCCCCUGUAAAAUUCUUCCAGCUUUUCUGUAGGUUUGAAAAUCCUCAUAAUAAAACGACGGUGGUGGGGGGAAUUCAAGGGAGACUCCGUGGUCUGGGAAGAGAGGAGGACAGGCUGUCGUACAACACUUGGCAAAUCUGUGGGGUCCCUACUAUGGAUUAAGCACAGUUCCAGGCACUGGGUUUCAGCCAAGUGUUGUUAUUCUGCAGGUACACACUGGUAUGGACACACCGGUUGUUAAAAUCUUGAAAUAUUUCCCUACUCCUUGUAGAUAUAAACAGCCAUUGUUUUGAGUCCCCAUGCCCCCCAAAGCCGCGGCCUGUCUGCCAUUUAGCAACUAAAGAAGUAAUGCCUGGCCUAGCAAGGGGCCUCUGGGGCUCAUCCUGAUGGGCCAGGGCUCUGCCAUGUUGGAUGUUGACUUUGCUCCCUGGGCUGCAGCAGCCUUGAGCACCAUCUUCCUCCCUAGCAGGGACCUGACCAUGGCCCACUGGCCUCCGGCAUCCUGAGGAUGGCCCAGCUGGAGGACAAGGCUUCCGACAGAGAGAGGCUGGCACCAUUGCAGGAGAAUGGAACAAGAGAGACCCCUCUAGGGGUCCUGAGGUCUCCAGAGCCACUCCUUCGCCUUCGGAGGACAUGGGGGGUCUGGCAGAUCCCAGAGCUGGAUGUCCAGGAUGCAGAGGCCCUGCUGGAGCUGUGGCCACUGGGGAGUUUCCUUGUCAUAGGACAUGGCCCCAGCCAGUACCUGGUGCUGAGGACCGGACCUUCACCAGGGGAAGUAAAAACCUACCAGAUCAAGAAAAUUCCUGGAGGUGUAUCUCUGGACUCCUCUAACCUCUGCAUGCCAGACCUGCCCCAUCUCCUGGCCUUCCUAUCAGCCAGCAGGGAUGUUUUGCCCAGAACACUGCUCUUGCCCCCUCCAACUCUAGGGCCUUGGAACAAACACACAGAUCCUCCACAGAUUGGCAGGGUCCAACUCGACACCCCAGGAAAGGCCCUCUCUGUGGUGAAUCAGCUCUACCUGGAGACACACAAAGAGCAGGGGAUGGAGCAGUUCCUCCCAGAGACCCCACCAGAGACUGCCCAGAGCAACAGUCCAGCCCCCAGCAACCACACCCCUCACCGUGUCUCCUGGGUGGAAGGCCCACUCAGCCCGGAAGUGCACUAUCACGGGUCCGCUCUGGCUACCCUGGUGGAGAAGGAGGAGGAAGUGGAGGAGGCCUACAAAGAUGAAGAGGAGGGACCUGACGACGCCCUCACCCUUCACGUUAGGGCUCUGGCCAGGUCCUGGAGCAACUACGUGGCCAGGCAGUUCCGAGGCUUUAGGGCGCGCCUCACCUCGGCAGCAGGGGGCUCCCACAGGCCUGGGGACCCAGCCACAGAGCUGCUUCAGGAUGUGCGGCACCUCCUUACUGACCUCCAGGAAUACCUAGUAAAGGACCCAGAAGUCAGGGCCGUCUUUGGGAGCAUGGCGCCUGGGGCAGCCCAGAAGGACCAGGAUCUUGGCCCCGCGGUGGAGGCGGCGGUGUGCCGGGCGGUGCUGGCGCCCCUGAAGCCUGCCCUGUGGACUCAGCUCCGCACCCUCCGCGCCCCGGAGCUGAGGCGACUGCGGCGGCGACAGAUCGCCCUGAGGGCGGAGGCGGGGCCUCCGGGCGCCCAGGGGGCGGGGCCUGAGGGGCUGGGCCCCGCCCCCGCCCUGCGGAGCCGCAUCCACAACCGCCUCGUGCGCCUCCACGCCUCCUGCGCCCCGCGCCGCAAGGUGGCGCUGCUGCUGGCGGUGUGCGCGGAUAUCUACGAGGGGCUGGCCCGCGGCGGGGAGCAAGAGCCCCAGGGGGCCGACGCUUUCCUGCCGGCGCUGACAGAGGAGCUGAUCUGGAGUCCGAACCUUGGAGAGACGCAGCUGGACGUGGAGUUCCUUAUGGAGCUCCUGGAUCCCAACGAGCUGCGGGGAGAGGCCGGGUACUAUUUGACCACGUGGUUUGGAGCACUGCACCACAUUGCCCACUACCAACCCGAGGUGGGCCGUGCACCCCAGGGGCUCAGCUCCGAGGCCCGCGCCUCCCUUCGCCAGUGGCACCGCAGGCGGACGUUGCACGGACAGGAGCACGCCAGUACCGAGGCUGACCUCCCCUUUGAGGAGCCAUGGACAGUGGGGACAAAGCCUGGGAACCUCUAAUGGUUAGAAGCCUCAAACCCCUCUGCUGUUCUUCAAGCAAGAUGGGGGAGACUCACCCGGACAGCACCAACUUCUGACCCCUGUGGUUUAGGGACAGCAAGGGGGAAGGGCAGUACUGGGGUGGGGUGGGGGGUCCCAGGAAAAGGGAACGGCCUACCUCUGGCCUCUGUACUGGUUGUUCCCUCUUCCUGGAAUGCCCUUCCCUAACAUGCACACUGCUCCUUCCCUCCCAUCCUUUUGGUCUUUACUGCAGAUGUGCAGAUGUAACCUUCACAGGAGGUCCUUCCAGACCACCCUGUCUACAACUUUGACCCCUCUCAUUUGACCCUCCCUGGGGUAGGCAGAGUAACUGCCCGCCCCACAAAUGUCUAUGAUCGAAUCCUCAGAACCAGUGACUGUAUUACCAUACAUGGUGAAAGGGCCUUUACAGAUGUGGGUAAAUGAAGCAUCUUGAGAUGGGGAGAUUUUCUGGGAUUAUCCAGGUGGGCCCAGUGUAAUCAGCAGUGUCACCAUGAGAGGGAGGCAUGAAGGUCGGAGUCAGAGAAGGAGAUGUGACAAUGGAAGCAGAUGUGGAGUGGGGUGACCAGGAGCCAAGGACUCUCCCCAGAUUCCAGAAGCUGGUAAAGACAAGGACUGGACUCUCCCCUAGAACCUCCAGAAGGAACCUAGCCUUUGAUUUUAGCCCCGUCAGACCCACUUCAGACUUCUGACCUCCAAAAAUAAAAAACCAAACCCGCUGCCAUUGAGUCGAUUCUGACUCAUAGUGACCCUAUAGGACAGAGUAGAACUGCCCCACAGGGUUUCCAAGGAGUGCCUGAUGGAUUUGAGCUGCCAACCUUUUGGUUAGCAGCCGUAGCUCUUUAUCACUGCACCACCAGCGUUUCUUCUAACCUCCAGCUCUGUAAAAUGAUAAAUUUGUGUUCUUUUAAGCCACCAAGUUUAUGAUCACUUGUUACAGCAGCAACAGGACAUGAAUACAGCUUCUCAGCACUUACUCUAUAAACAAGGAGAAGUGGAGUUAAUGCCCAACGCGAUAAGUAACGCCGAUCCGGGGCUACAAAACUUUACUGGAAAAGUAGGAAAAACCCUCACAAUCCAUCUCAUGAAGAGAUGUAUUGCUAUGAAAUUGUUAACAUUUUAUGUUCUAUAACGAUCAAGAUUCUGUAAGUUUAGAUGUCAACUAAAAAUGCGCCAGGGAACAUGGUUUUUCUUUCUGCAAUUGUUUUUGGAAGCCAGCAAGCUUGAGGACAGCCGAGCCAGGCAGUGGUGAAAGGACACAGGGAUGGGGCGGGGUGGGGGGGGAACUGCAGGACUCAACCUCUGAAAUAAUGUUCAUUCAGAGCUGAGGGGGGCGGCCACACCCCAGGGCCUUUGGGUAUCCAGCUCUUCCUUCAGGGAAGAGCCAGGCUGGACACCAGUAAUCUCACUGUGUUUAUUUUUCUCAUUGUUUUAGUCACAUUAUCUAACCUAUGGUCCAAAGUCAAAUUUCUCCAAUUGUUCCCCCAAAAUAGCUUUUAUCAGUUAAUCUAGAAUUGAAUCCAGGAUCACAUGCUGCAUGUAGUUGCUUUGUCUUUAGUCUCGUUUAAUCUGGAACGGUCUCCCUCACCUUCUUUGUUUUGUCCCGACGUUUUUUUGGAGAGCCAAGGCCGGUGUCUUGUAGACCGUCCACUUCUUCGAAUUGUCUGAUGUUUCCUCAUGAUUAGAUUCUGGUGCUGCAUUUAGGGACAGAAUACUGCGUCGGUGACACUGUGUGCUUCUCAAUGCAUCACUUCAGCAGCUUGUGACCAGUGAGGCUGAGUCUGGUCCUUUAGAUGAAGAAGUGACCUCCAGGUCUCUCCACUAUAAAGAUGCCUUUUCCCCUUUAAAUUAUCACGUCAUCUGUGGUGACACCUUGGCACCCUGUGAAUAACCUGCUCUCCAACAACCUUCCACCUGAUGCUUUUGGUGCCUUUUCAUGAUUUUUGCUGACUCAUUGGUUUAUUUAUAUUGUUACAUCCUAUCUAUGGCAGUUGACUUCAGUUUCCCACUUCCUGGAAUGAAAUGACGUUUCCUGUUUAAAUAAAUGUGUUUGAAUAAUAAUUUUUUUAAGUGAGUUGAUUUAAAGAGAAGUAUUCAGUAGACUCAGUAGUUCAGAUGAUGUGUGGAUGUGUGGCAAAGUUAGGGAAGGCGAAAUUCAAAUGGCGGAAGUUUGGGGUAUCACUGGUGUCUUAGUCACCACGUGCUGCUAUAACAGAAAUACCACAAGUGGAUGGCUUUAACCAAGAGAAAUUUAUUUUCUCACAGUCUAGUAGGCUACAAGUCCAAAUUCAGGGCAUCAGCUCCAGGGGGAAGGCUUUCUCUCUCUGUGGGCUCUGGAGGAAGGUCUUUCUCGUCAAUCUUCCCCUGGACUCGGAGCUUCUCUGCACAGGAGCCCCAGGCCUAAAGGGCAUGCUCUGCUCCCAGUGCUUCUUUCUUGGUGGUGUGAGGUCCCCAACUCUCUGCUUGCUUCCCUUUCCUUUUAUCUCUUGUAAGAUAAAAGGUGGUGCAGGCCACACCCCUGGGAAACUCCCUUUACAUUGGAUCAGGGAUGUGAGCUGAGCAAGGGUGUUAUAUCCCACCCUAACCCUCUUUAACCCUAGGCAGAGAUUAUGAUUUAUAAUACCUAGGAAAAUCACAAAAUGGAGGACAAUCACACAUGGCCUAACCAAGUUGACACAUAUUUUGGGGGGACACAAUUCAAUCCAUGCCAAGUGGUUUUGGGGUCACACUUGGCCUCGUUUUUGUUCUGGAGCACUGGGCCUUCAGCUGGACACCUUCCCCUGGGUACUUACUUCCACCACAUUCCAAACUGACCUCAGCAUCUCCCCCAAACCUGCCCUCCUCCACGUACCUGUUUCAGGGGGGCCUCAUGGUCCCCAGGUCUCUAGGCCAGAGCCCUGAGCCUUGUCCUGGAUACCUCCCUUCCCCCUUCUCCAGGCCAUCAGCCCCGUGGCCCGUGCAUUUGGACUCCUGAGUGUCCUCUUUCCCACCUGCCCCACUGUCCCCUCCACAGCCCCACCCGGUCAGCCCCAACCACCCCUGUGCUCCUGCACUAAUCCUACUGCAGGGUAGCUCUCUUAGCUCCUCAGCAAGCAGGCCCUUCUCUCCACCAUGCAUGCCCUCUUUCAGCCAUACAGGCCUGCUGUUUCUUUCUUCUUGCCUCUCUUGCCUUUUUUCCUUUCUGCUUCAUUCCUCCUUCUCUUUCUGUCUGCCAGCCUCUCCGGGGCUAGCUGCAUAUAUAAGCAAAUUCCUCCUCAGUUUUAAGGCAUGGCCCUCCCACCAGGGCCAGGAACUGAGUAAUCCCCUCUUGGUAGGCCACAGACACUUCAUUUGCAUAGUAGGCUAUAGUCACAUCA
Molecule: messenger RNA, 6112 nt
Organism: Loxodonta africana (African savanna elephant)
Lineage: Eukaryota; Metazoa; Chordata; Mammalia; Proboscidea; Elephantidae
Gene: RINL
Product: Ras and Rab interactor like
Exons: 11
Coding region: 1074-2738 (554 amino acids)
Biological process (GO): vesicle-mediated transport
Cellular component (GO): cytosol; endocytic vesicle
Molecular function (GO): small GTPase binding; guanyl-nucleotide exchange factor activity
Source: RefSeq, a predicted model, not a curated record